Messenger RNA from Macadamia integrifolia, 1916 nucleotides. RefSeq names its product protein TRAUCO-like. Gene Ontology annotation, molecular function: protein binding; transcription cis-regulatory region binding. Gene Ontology annotation, cellular component: Set1C/COMPASS complex. The coding region runs from base 454 to 1746 and encodes 430 amino acids. The transcript is spliced from 2 exons. Lineage: Eukaryota; Viridiplantae; Streptophyta; Magnoliopsida; Proteales; Proteaceae. The record is from RefSeq and is a predicted model, not a curated record.
AAAAAGUUCAAAAAUUUUGAUAACACUCUGUAUCGAUCAGAUACCGAUCCGGAUUGGUCCGUAUCAGAUGGAAUUACCUCUGGUUUUAUCAAUACGGGAUCGGUCAAGAAAUGCUAUCGAUACGAUAAGGAUGGGCUGAUCCGAUUCGGAUUACCAAAGCCACACUUCUAGGCAAGAAGAUCCUCUUCAAAAUUCACAAGGAUUUUGAGGGAGGAGUUUCUGUUCGAGUCCGUGUGACAUUCUGCUCAGGCCAUUGUCAGGUCAGGUAUAAUUUCUGAUAGACUUGACUGUUGUUUGUCCGUUUACCUGUUGAUCUCAAUUCGCCCUAAGCUCUGGAUGUCGGAACUCUGAAGAAAAAGCAAAUUUUCAUGGCAUUGCUAAUUAGACCCCAAGUCCCUCCGAUGUUGUGAAGAAGACUUUCAAUAGAUUAGAGUCUCUACUUUGAACCCAGUUAUGGAUACCCUGAGAGCUACUUACAGGGACGAUGAUGACGAUGAAGACGAUUGGAGCAACAAUGAACUCAUCAAUAAAGCUCAACCCACCACCACUGAGCUUUCUGUGAAGAACCCAGAAAUCCACUUGAAGGAAGAACAAGAAGCCUCCGAGGAGCUCUCCGAAGACGAAGCCUCCGACGAUGACAACGACGAAGCUGCCCCAAAAACCCUACAGCAAGAACAACAGGAACAAGAACAAGAGCAACAAUCACCGAAACCCAACUCAGUCUCCGACGAAGAUGAAAAUCUCCCUAAGAAGAAGAAGAAGAAGCCCCUCUCUUCCUUCACUUCCCAAGCCCCCGAAGCAAUACCACAAGAAGCGGCGCUGGAAGCAAUCGCCCUAACAGCACUAACAACGGUAGCGACGACGACGGCCAUGAAGAAACCAAAGAAGAAAAACAACAAUGUUUGGGCAAAAUCAUCACGCAAGUACAAGAAGAAGAGCAAAUCCAAUGGCCACCACGUUACCCCAGAGAACAAUGUCUUUAUAGCUCCAAUGGCUCGGUUCCCUGACAAGACCGACGAUACACCUGACAUGAAAAUUUGUCUUUCUAAGGUCUACAAGGCUGAGAAAGUUGAGCUGAGCGAUGACCGCAUGUCUGCGGGGAGCUCCAAAGGGUACAGAAUGGUUAGGGCGACGAGAGGGGUUGUUGAGGGUGCUUGGUAUUUUGAGAUUAAGGUAUCCAAGCUUGGGGAGACUGGUCAUACGAGGCUUGGGUGGUCGACAGAGAAGGGGGAUUUGCAAGCGCCUGUUGGGUACGAUGGGAACAGUUUUGGGUAUAGAGAUAUAGAUGGGAGUAAGAUUCAUAAGGCUUUGAGAGAGAAAUAUGGAGAAGGUUAUGUCGAAGGUGAUGUUAUCGGUUGCUAUAUUAAUUUGCCUGAUGGAGCUCUGUAUGCCCCCAAACCACCAAAUUUUGUCUUUUAUAAGGGGCAGAAGUAUGCUUGUGCUCCUGAUGGAAAGGAGGAUCCACCCAAAGUAGUACCAGGAAGUGAGAUAUCGUUCUUCAAGAAUGGUGUAUGCCAAGGUGUUGCUUUCAAGGAUCUAUAUGGGGGCCGCUACUACCCUGGUGCUUCCAUGUACACACUUCCCAACCAGCCCAACUGUGUGGUCAGGUUCAAUUUUGGCCCUGAAUUUGAAUGCUUUCCCCAGGACUUUGAAGGCCGUCCAAUACCCAUACCCAUGAUUGAAGUUCCCUACCAUGGACUUGACAGCACUGUUGAGAAUGUUGCAUCUGGAGAGAAGCAAAGUUAGCCGAGUCAUUUUGCCUUUUUUUUUUCUAGGAAAAUGUUUUGACAGUUGGAAUGAAUGAGUACCUGGUGCUGUAUAUUUCUAAUUAUUGUUUCCUUAUGACUAUGAACAGAGAGCUGUAAAUGAUGAAAUUUUCUUCUGAAGAAAGAAUGAUCUGAUUCUACUUCAUACAA